GAGGGAAAAAGAGAAAGAGAUAGGAAAAGUGAGAGUGAGAUAGUGAGAGUGAGUGAGAGAAAGAUAUUAGAGGAAGAAUACCAAAAGAGAGAGGGGAGUGUGUACGUCGCGUGGAGCAGGUAGUCGACAACAUCUUCGCUCGACGACCAUCGUUGUUGUCAAGAUGGCGUCGAAAGGGAAGCUGGCCACAGAACAUGGCCGCUCAGAUUCAUACAGGGUCGCCACAUUACCCAACAUUCGCGACGACAACAAAACAGCCGAUGGAAUGUACAAGUCGCGGCGAAAGAAGCCAAUGCGGAAGGGAGAAAAUUUGGACGAUUUGAAGCAAGAGUUGGACAUUGACUUCCACAAAAUCACACCCGAAGAACUUUAUCAAAGAUUUCAGACGCAUCCUGAAAACGGCCUCAGUCACGCGAAAGCAAAGGAGAACCUUGAAAGGGACGGACCGAACGCGUUAACGCCACCUAAGCAAACACCAGAAUGGUUAAAAUUCUGCAAGAAUCUAUUCGGUGGUUUCGCCCUAUUGCUAUGGAUCGGUGCGAUCCUUUGUUUCAUCGCAUACUCGAUCCAGGCCUCGACGAGCGAGGAUCCGAACGACGACAAUCUUUACCUCGGCAUCGUUUUAGCGGCAGUCGUCAUAGUUACCGGUAUAUUCUCGUAUUAUCAGGAAAGCAAGUCGAGCAAGAUAAUGGAAUCGUUCAAGAACAUGGUACCGCAAUUCGCGACGGUGAUAAGAGAAGGCGAGAAGCUUACACUUAGAGCGGAGGAUUUGGUAUUGGGCGAUGUCGUAGAAGUGAAAUUUGGAGAUCGUAUACCAGCGGAUAUUAGGAUUAUCGAGUCACGAGGAUUUAAAGUGGACAACAGCUCGCUAACUGGCGAAUCCGAGCCACAAUCAAGGUCACCGGAGUUCACCCACGAGAAUCCAUUGGAAACGAAAAAUUUAGCAUUCUUCUCGACUAAUGCGGUAGAGGGUACGGCCAAGGGUGUGGUUAUCUGUUGCGGUGAUCAAACGGUCAUGGGUAGAAUCGCUGGAUUAGCAUCCGGUCUUGAUACAGGUGAAACGCCAAUCGCUAAAGAAAUCCAUCAUUUCAUUCAUCUUAUCACCGGUGUGGCCGUGUUCCUUGGAUUAACGUUCUUCUUAAUCGCCUUCAUUCUUGGAUAUCAUUGGUUGGACGCCGUUAUCUUCCUUAUUGGUAUAAUCGUCGCUAACGUGCCGGAAGGAUUACUCGCAACCGUAACCGUAUGUCUUACGCUAACCGCAAAGAGGAUGGCCUCGAAGAAUUGUCUAGUUAAGAAUCUCGAAGCCGUAGAAACUCUUGGUUCUACGUCCACCAUCUGUUCCGACAAAACCGGUACCCUGACACAAAACAGAAUGACCGUUGCUCACAUGUGGUUCGAUAAUCAGAUCAUCGAGGCUGACACCACGGAAAAUCAAUCUGGCUUGCAAUACGAUCGUACGAGUCCUGGUUUCAAGGCAUUGUCGAAAAUCGCUACCCUCUGCAAUCGUGCCGAAUUUAAACCUGGUCAAGAGAACGUACCGAUCCUACAAAGAGAGGUCAAUGGCGACGCUUCCGAGGCUGCUCUACUCAAAUGUAUGGAACUGGCUCACGGUGAUGUCAUGGGUAUGAGGAAGAAGAACAAAAAGGUCUGCGAAAUUCCGUUCAACUCUACCAACAAGUAUCAAGUAUCUAUCCACGAAUCCGACGAUCCUAACGAUCCCAGACAUCUAUUGGUCAUGAAGGGUGCCCCAGAAAGGAUCUUAGACAGGUGCUCGACCAUUUUCAUCGGCGGAAAGGAAAAGGUAUUGGACGAGGAAAUGAAGGAAGCAUUUAACAACGCAUAUCUCGAACUCGGUGGGCUCGGUGAACGUGUACUUGGUUUCUGCGAUUUCAUACUCCCGUCCGACAAGUUCCCGAUCGGCUUCAAAUUCAAUUCCGACGACCCGAACUUCGCGGUCGAUGGACUCCGCUUCGUGGGCCUGAUGUCUAUGAUCGACCCGCCCAGGGCUGCGGUACCCGAUGCGGUCGCUAAAUGCCGAUCCGCUGGUAUCAAGGUCAUUAUGGUCACCGGUGACCAUCCGAUCACUGCCAAAGCCAUUGCCAAAUCCGUCGGCAUCAUAUCCGAAGGUAACGAAACCGUCGAGGACAUUGCUCAGCGGCUGAACAUUCCCGUAUCCGAGGUAAAUCCUCGCGAAGCCAAGGCCGCAGUUAUCCAUGGAACCGCACUCAGGGAACUGAAUUCCGACCAACUGGACGAGAUCCUCAGGUACCACACCGAAAUUGUGUUCGCCCGUACCUCGCCACAACAGAAACUCAUUAUCGUCGAGGGUUGUCAACGAAUGGGCGCCAUUGUAGCCGUAACUGGCGAUGGCGUAAACGAUUCACCAGCUUUGAAGAAAGCCGAUAUCGGUGUAGCUAUGGGUAUAGCUGGUUCAGACGUCUCCAAGCAAGCAGCCGACAUGAUUCUACUCGAUGACAACUUUGCCUCCAUUGUGACGGGCGUGGAGGAGGGUCGCUUGAUCUUCGACAACUUAAAAAAAUCUAUCGCAUAUACUCUGACCUCGAACAUACCAGAGAUCUCCCCUUUCCUGGCGUUCAUUCUCUGCGACAUACCGUUGCCACUUGGUACCGUCACUAUUCUCUGCAUCGAUCUGGGAACCGACAUGGUACCAGCAAUAUCUCUGGCUUACGAGCAGGUGGAGUCCGACAUAAUGAAGCGACAGCCACGUGAUCCACACCAUGACAACCUCGUUAACGAAAGGCUUAUCUCGAUGGCGUACGGACAGAUCGGCAUGAUCCAAGCUGCUGCUGGUUUCUUCGUUUACUUCGUCAUCAUGGCUGAAAAUGGUUUCCUACCGCUUCAUCUCUUUGGUAUCAGAAAGCAAUGGGACUCAAAGGCGAUCAAUGAUCUCAGAGAUAGUUAUGGCCAGGAAUGGACUUAUAGGGACAGAAAGACGUUGGAAUUCACCUGUCAUACGGCAUUCUUCGUGUCGAUCGUAAUUGUACAAUGGGCUGAUCUGAUAGUCUGUAAGACGCGCCGUAAUUCGAUCAUCCAUCAGGGAAUGAGAAACUGGGCGCUUAACUUUGGUCUCAUCUUUGAGACUGCACUAGCUGCGUUCCUAAGCUACACACCUGGUAUGGACAAGGGUCUUCGCAUGUUCCCGCUUAAAUUCGUCUGGUGGCUACCAGCCCUGCCGUUCAUGUUCGCCAUUUUCAUCUACGACGAGACGAGACGAUUUUAUCUCCGCCGAAAUCCUGGUGGCUGGCUAGAACAAGAAACUUACUAUUAGAGAGACACGGAGGAGAACUUCACACACGCAGAGCGCGCGAGCAAAAGAAAGAGAGAAAGAAAGAAAGAAAGAGAGAGAGAGAGAGAGAGAGA
This is a messenger RNA of Vespula pensylvanica (western yellowjacket), 3381 nucleotides long. RefSeq names its product sodium/potassium-transporting ATPase subunit alpha (gene Atpalpha). Gene Ontology annotation, cellular component: membrane. Gene Ontology annotation, molecular function: P-type sodium:potassium-exchanging transporter activity; ATP hydrolysis activity; ATP binding. The record is from RefSeq and is a predicted model, not a curated record. The transcript is spliced from 10 exons. Gene Ontology annotation, biological process: sodium ion export across plasma membrane; proton transmembrane transport; potassium ion import across plasma membrane. The coding region runs from base 164 to 3289 and encodes 1041 amino acids. NCBI's taxonomy places the organism in Eukaryota, Metazoa, Arthropoda, Insecta, Hymenoptera, Vespidae.